Molecule: messenger RNA, 6859 nt
Organism: Drosophila navojoa
Lineage: Eukaryota; Metazoa; Arthropoda; Insecta; Diptera; Drosophilidae
Gene: Prosap
Product: SH3 and multiple ankyrin repeat domains prosap
Cellular component (GO): postsynaptic membrane; postsynaptic density; dendritic spine
Molecular function (GO): synaptic receptor adaptor activity; ionotropic glutamate receptor binding
Source: RefSeq, a predicted model, not a curated record
AGGAGGCAAAACCAAAUGCAGCGAAAGAAUUUUUGUUGCUUUCUGUGUAUUUGUUUGUGUUAGUGAGUGUGCGUGUGUGUCCGUUUCUGUGUGGCUGUAUUUGUGCAAAGAAAAGGCAGCAGGAAAAGGCAGUUGGAAUUUGUUGUUGCCGCUACCGCAGCCGCUGCCGGCUUCGCUGCUGUUACUUUGAUUUUUUUGGGCCCAGGUGAAGAAUUUGUAUAGCCAAUACAAACCUGUUCAAUAACAGCAACAACUAAAACAACGCAUGCAACAAAAACUACAACAGCAAAACAAAACAGCGAAAAAAGUGGCACAAGUGAAAAUUCCUGUGUUGCGACUGUAUGUGUUUGUGUGUGUGUUAUUUUUUUGACAGUCUUGGCCAAAAGUGAAAAUCAAUUUGCUGAGUGUGCGCGGGCUACAAACACAGAGAAGGAGAGAGAGAGAGAGAGAGAGAGCGAGUGAGAGAGCGCACAAAGUUUCGUCCUUUUAGGCCAAAAAUACCAAAAACCUACUAUGCGAGAACGAGAACGAAAACUUGACGAAAAAUCUACCGAAUGCCGAUAAAAACAAUAACAACAACGACGAAAGAAGAGCAACACAAAGCAAAAAGUAAACAAGCUGUGCAAUACAACAACAACUACAACAACAUCAGCUGCACAGACAACAACUAAGUAAAAGCAUGAUGUACUUUCCAAUUGUAAAACUGUCAAGUGAAUGGAAGCGCCAUAAGGAAAUGUCCACGCGAAACAAUUUUCAGCUAAUGCCAAUGGUCAGCUCAAUCAAAUAAAUGUCCUAUUGAGAACAUUUUCGAGAUACUAACAAAAAAUACGAACUGCAAAUAGAAGUAAUCUGACAAAACUAGAAAACGAAAAAUCGAACAACUUGCCUGGAGCCACAGGUAACUUUUUGUUUGUUCACUGUGACGCUGUGCGCGAAAAGCCGUCAAAAUUACGACGUAUCACCCACCCACGCCCAAAGUCAAACAGAACCCGGCCAACAUGGACAGCACGUCCGGGCCGGGUGCGUUUGACGAUGAGCCGCCGCCGGAGCCACGGGAUGGCUGGCUACUGGUGCGCAUCCACGUGCCGGAGCUGAAUGUCUACAAGUGUCUGCAGUUCCCAUCGGAGCGACUCGUCUGGGAUGUCAAGCAGCAGGUGUUGGCCUCUUUACCAAAGGUGGCUUUUUGGUUUAAGGAGCUGAAGGAGAGCUUCAACUAUGGCCUCUUUGCACCACCCUCGAACGGGAAAGCGGGCAAGUUUCUGGACGAGGAGCGACGCUUGGGCGACUAUCCAUUCAAUGGACCCGUCGGCUACCUUGAGCUCAAGUACAAGCGUCGCGUGUAUAAAAUGCUCACACUGGACGAGCGCCAGCUGAAGGCGCUGCACACGCGCGCCAACCUCCGUCGCUUCUUGGACUGCAUCAAUGGGGGCCAUGUGGAGAAGAUAGCCAAGAUGUGUGCCAAGGGCCUGGACCCAAAUUUUCACUGCUCGGAAAGCGGCGAGACGCCGCUCUCGGUGGCUACUGGUGCUAAGAAGCCCAACAAGCUGCUCAUUGCUCUGGUCAAUGGCGGUGCUCUGCUGGACUACCGCACCAAGGAUGGCACCACAGCGCUCCAUCGGGCUGUCGAACACGAUUCGCUCGAGGCGGUCAGCACGCUUCUGGAGCUUGGCGCCUCGCCCAAUUAUCGUGACGGGCGUGGCAUAACGCCUCUGUACAUCUCAAUAACGCGCAAAUGCGACGCAAAGAUUACGGAGAGCCUGCUGCAUGACCACGCCACGCUGGGCAUACAGGACAGCCAGGGCUGGAACGAGGUGCACCAGGCCUGUCGGCACGGCCUGGUGCAGCACUUGGAACACUUGUUGUUCUACGGUGCUGACAUGGAUGGACGCAAUGCGUCCGGUAACAGCCCGUUGCAUGUUUGCGCUGUUAACAACCAAGAGGCUUGUGCUAGAAUGCUUCUCUUUCGCGGCGCACAACGCGGUGCCCAGAACUUUGCCAACCAAACUCCCUAUCAGGUUGCGGUCAUCGCUGGCAACUUGGAACUAGCUGAGAUCAUCGAGAACUACAAAUCGGAGGAUAUAGUACCCUUCCGGGGACCGCCACGCUACAAUCCGAAACGGCGUUCGGGCAUCGGCUGGCUGAGCGCCAAUGGGGCCGCUGGCGCUGCGCUGCUGGCAGCGGCUGCCGGUGGGCUCGGUGGUGCAGGCGCUGUGCCGGGGCAGGGUGGCCAGCAGCCGGUCUGUGUGAAUGGCGGCAAUGGGCCGAUGGGCACGCUCACGCGACGUGAGCUGCAGCAGCUGCAGCCGCCACACCACCAUUUGACCCAUCCGAACCACCAACAGCCCCACAGCCAUCAGCACGUGCAGCAGCACUUGCACCACCAGCACCAGCACCAGCACCAGCAGCCGCAUCUGCAGUUGCACGGCCCGCCCUCGCCCUGUCCAUCGGAGCACAUGCUGGGCGCCUACAGCUCGGCCAGCUCGAGUCUAUCCGAGGGCUCGUCGGGACAUCGCUCGCACGAAGACGACAUCAGCAUUGUGACAGAUAAGUCGCUGGGAGACACCAGCGACAUCAUCAGCGACUCGUCGGGCGUGGGCACCAACUCGGACUCGGCCGCCUGCUCCAUUGGACAUCCCAGCACCACGGUGGUGUGCAUGGAGCCCUAUGCGGGCAACACGGUGGGUCACAUACGCCUCCAGCCGGGCGACGUGAUCGAGGUGGUGGGCAGCACCGAUUGCGGCCUGCUCGAGGGCUAUGUGCGCGGCACCAACCAGUCGGGCUUCUUCCCCGCCGAUUGCGUCCAGGAGGUUAAUCUGCGCCAGAAGCACAUCACCAACGUGAUGACCGCCAGCACGGGCAUGGCCCCACAGCAACACCAACACCAACACCAACAGCAGCAGCAGCAGCAUCAGGUGCUGCAGGCCCAACAGGUGCAGCCAGGCUCCUACCAGGGCUCCCCACAGCUGAGCCUGGGCGGCCACUCGGGCAGCUCCAGUACGCUGCUCCAGCAGCCGCAUCAAUCGCCCUCGCUCUCCAUGACCAGCAACGGCUCCUGCCAGCAGCAGCAGCAGGGGCAGCAGCAGCCCGAGGACAUGGUCAACAAUACGAUUGGACAGUACAGCAGCGCCACAGCGCCACGCAUCAAGAAGAACGCCUACAACGCGCCCCGCUCAGUCGUGUUGCACCGGGCUAAACGUGGCUUCGGCUUCAUUUUGCGCGGCGCUAAGGCCAGCUCUCAGCUGAUGCAACUGCGUCCCUCGGAGCGCUUCCCGGCGCUGCAGUACUUGGACGACGUGGAUCCGGGCGGUGUGGCCGACAUGGCUGGACUGCGUCCCGGGGACUUUCUACUCACCAUCAACGGAGAGGAUGUGAGCGCCGCUUCGCAUGAGCAGGUCGUCGAGAUGAUACGCUCCGCCGGCGCCCUGGUCAACAUGACCGUCGUCUCGCCCCAGUUUCCGCUUCAGAUGCAGGCCAGCGCCCAGUACCUGCCCAGCGGUGCCCGCGCCGGCAGCCAGCAUCUGUCCAGCGGACCCAGCACGCCGCAGAGCGCACAUCGCCAAUGCGCUACGCUGCCUCGCAAGAUGUCCAUGGGUCCGGGCAGCCAUGCCGGCGGCAGCGGCUCGGCCGGCGGCGGCAGUGUUCGAAUGGCGCCGAUGCCACCGCGCCGCGAUCCAAAGACUACGCUGAGCGUGGGCCGGGCCAGGGCCAAGUCGAUGGUGGCGGGCCUGGAAAAUGGGGGCGAGAAGGAGCAGGAGGAGCAGGUGCCGCAUGCCAAGUCCAAUUCGGUCGAGUCGAUCGCCACGCCCACGCCCACACAUCCGGGCACGCCGGUGCAGCUGCGCACGGCCAGCAUCAAGGCGCGGCCCACAUCGAGCCGUAUCACCGCCGCCGAGCUGGAGGAGCUCUUCCAGCGGCAGCAGGGCGAGGGCGGCGCUAGCAAUGCCAGUCGUUACGCUACCAUGAUGACCAGCUCGCGGUUCCAGUCGGGCACGGACAGUGGUGCUGCCACGCCUCCUGGCGCCAACGGAUCGCCAAUGCGCACAGGACCACAGGUCUACGGCAGCGUGGCCGAAAUGAAGCGCCAGAAGACGGCGCGAACCAAGCACGGCAGCGGCACGCUGCGUGGCAAACCCGUGGCCACGCCCACCGUGGGUGGGGCGGCCGCAGGCAGCGGUCGGGAUCUGAAGCGCUUUCACUCGACGCCGGAUCUGCACGGACCGCAGCUGCACGGCUCGGCCUCGUCCAUCUGGCAGGCCGCAGGCAAAGGCCAUCACUCGCAGGACGACGUGGCCACGUUGCACGCCUCGCUGCAGCGCCUCAACACGACGGGCGACAAGGAGAGCAAAGGUGGGGCGGGUGCAGCUGGUGCCGUUCUGCCACCACCCAAUCACCCACCGCCGCCGCCGCCAGUGGGCCAGGUGGUGAAGGUGGAAACUCGCAGCAGUGUCUCGGAGUACGAGAGCACGAUAUCGCUGCAGCAGAAGCUGAAGAAGCGUGCGGAGAACGACGCAGUCACCUCAGCGGCCAUCGAUGGCGUCCAGAGCAGCUUCAAUCCUUCGGCCAAUGCCAAGAUCUAUGCCUCGCCGCAGGAGCUGCGCAACGUGAUGGCCUGGAAGCUGCGGCAGGCGCAGGAGAAGCCACAGCAGGAGCCACAGCCACAGUCACAGCAGCAGCAGCCGCAACAGCAACAACAACAGCAACAUGUCAGUCAAUAUGCAGCACCAACACAGCUGCGUCCACAGGCUCCGGCUCCAGUGGGCUCCCACUAUGCAGCGCCACAGGUGCAGCAGCAGCCGACAGCAGCAGUGGAUGCACCACAAUCACCACCUGCACCACCACCGCCGCCAGCAGCAACACAACAACAGCAACAACAACAGCAGCAGCAACAUUCAAGUGGCACUGCAAACGCAUCAGCAACUGUUGCUGGUCCAGCACCGCCAAUACCCGAGCCGGACUACAGCUGCAGCGAGUCGGACGGCGAGGAUGAGAACUCGAUUCUGGUAGCCCGCAACACGAAGCUCAAUGAGAAAAUCGCGCUGUUCGACGUGCCGGAGACCAGUGGCAACAGCCAGGGCAGUGGCAGCAGCUCCGCCUCUGGCUCGGGUGCCUCCAUCUCGCACUCGCUGUCCGUGGAGGAGAUACAGCGCAUUCGGAGCAAUCUGAAGACCUCCAAGUCGUCGCCGAACGGCUUUCUCAAGAAGGAGGAGGAGCAGCAGCAGCAGCAGCACCCCCAGCAGCAACAAUUGCUGCCACAGCCUGCUGCUGGCGAGGAUGAGUGCGACAACAGCAGCUCGGGCGUCAGCAGCGACCAGGAGUUGCUCGCCACCUGCGCUGCGAAGCCCACGGAUACCAUAAAGAAGAAGCCAAGCGUAACUAUUGUGGAGGAGCCGAAGACCAUACCGGAUCCACCAGUCAAGCCCCUGGCCAAGACGACCAUCAGUAUUGGAGCAGCAACAGUCAACAGCAAUAGCAACAGCAACAGCAUUAAUGUUGGCACAAAUGUGGCGCAUGCUGCAGCUGCCUACGAGGCGGCCACUAAGAGCAGCAGCUCCAAUCUGAACAACAAUGCCAGCAGCAACCACAACAACAACAGCAGCAGCAUGACAGCAACAGCCACAGCUACAGCAACAGCGCCUGCAACAACUACUCUGACUGUUAAGCAGCUGGUGCAGCAGCAACAUGCGCCGGUUAUACAACAGCAGCAGCAGCAGCUGAGCGGCGCUAAGCCGGCAGCAAUGGUUGCAACCAAGCUGACAGGCAACACCACUCAAAUUAAGUCGAAUCAGCCCGUGCUCAGUCCUCAGGUGCUCGGUCGCAUACCCAAUGUGCACCACCAGCAGCAACAGCAGCAGCAGCUGCUGCAGCAACACCAAGCGAAUCCCAACAUAAAGCUGAUUGCCACACAGCAGCAGAUACUGCAGCAGCAGCAACAGCAACUGGCACACCAGCAACACUUGCAGCAGAUUCUCAAAGCCAAAGCAGCGGCCGCUGGUGGCGCCAGCACCGCCGCACUGGUGGCGAAGCAGCAGCAGCAGCUACACAAGGGCCACGACUCCGAACUGGAGCAGCGAUCCGAUCUCGAUGACGACGACGGCGAACUGAGUCCCUCGCCACCGGCCAAAGCAUUCCAGCGGCACAACUCUUUGACGCGCAAGCAGGCGGCGGCCAUCGCCAUGCAGCGGGGCGCCACACGCACCACAGCCGUAUCGUUGGUGCAGCUGCCUCCGCCUCUCGAGGCGGACAGCGACAGCGAGCCCACGCCGCAGCAGCAUCUGCUACAGCAGCAGCAGCAACAGCAGCAGCUGGCCACGCACAUUGUGGGCAUGCUGCCCAGCGGCCAGUUGGUGGCAGUGCCCUCUGCGGCUGUUGCUGCUGCCACCGCUGUAUCGCAGUCGGGCAACAACAAUCUGCAGCUGUGCACCGAGAAUCUGGUGUUGGCGCCGCCUCCCCAAUUCUGCGACUGCAAUGAUGCCAAGCAUGCGCCGCAGUAUCAUCCACAGCAGCAGCAGCAACAGCACCUGCAGCAGCAACAGCAACAGCAGCUGCAGCAGCAGCACCAACAACAGCUACUGCAGCAGCAGCAGCGUCACCAGCAGCAGCUGCAAUUGCUGCAGCAACAACAGCAACAGCACCAGCAGCAGCAGCAACAGCAGCAGCAGCAACAACAGCAGCAGCAUCAGCGGCUGUCUGGUGGCGCUGGCGCUGGCGCAGUUGGCACCUUGGGGCGUGUGCGCAUUGUAGGCGCCAUGCCCAAGGCCAAUCACCAUAGGCUGCACUAGAGCAGCCAUCGAUAACUUAUCGAUCAAUCGAUUGAUUGAUCAACAAUUUGCCAAAAACGUUUAAACGUUAAUUAGAAUUA